AUGAACGAAAAGUUCCAAAUUCAGAAAAAUUCAUUGUUGUUCGAGAAUCCAGUACCAGCAAGAACGCAAACUAAAAAUAGCAUUACGUUACUUAGCAACGUUGUUGCUCCUUCCAGGUCAAGGCGAGGCGAGGCGAGGCGAGGCGAGGCCAAGCCGCCGCCAUACGAUACGUUCUUUGCAGAGAGCGGGCGAGAAAGCAACCCGGCGCCGCUAAGUUUCCCCCCUUGGGCGCUUCUAGGCUUUAGUUUAGAGAAUGUUCAGUGCUGUGACCCGGCCGGACGUGCUCGUCAGCUGAGUUUCGGUUCGUGUCCGAGGACUAUUGAUCCGAUCCUUCGCAGGCGAUUC
Heterotrigona itama is the source of this 345-nucleotide messenger RNA. The record is from the annotation of a GenBank genome assembly. Lineage: Eukaryota; Metazoa; Arthropoda; Insecta; Hymenoptera; Apidae.